AUGGACAUGCGCGUGGUCCAGUGCCCCCUCUGCACCCUCCCCCUCAAGCCGCCCGUCUUGCAGUGCAAGGGCGGGCACGUGGCCUGCGGCGGCUGCCUGGCCGAGCCGUGCCGGAGGUGCGAGCACGGCGGCGGCUUCGAUGUCCGCAGCACGGCGAUGGACGCCGUCGUCUCCGCGGCCAGGGUCCAGUGCCCCCACGACGGCUGCCUGACCUACGUCGCGUACCACGAGCUCGGCGACCACCGGAGCGCGUGCGGGCACGCGCCCUGCUCCUGCCCGGAGCUCGGCUGCAGCUUCGCCGCCCCGCCGCGGGUGCUCCUCGUCCAUCUCUUCGUCCGGCACUCAAUGCCGGCGCACAAAUUCCAGUACGGCGAGGACUUCCGGCUCCUGGUGCCGGCGUCGGAGCCGUCACGGCGGCUGCUCAUCGGCGGAGACGACGGGCGCGCGUUCCUCCUCUCCGCGGGCGCGCUCGGCGCGGCCACCGCGGUGUCGGUCGUGUGCGUCCGUGCCAGCGCCGUCCUGCGGCCGCAGUACUUGUGCAAGAUGUGGUCGAUCAUGCCGCCCAGCCAGGACCUCGUCGUGGUGAAAACCAAGGUGACGAGCAGCACAUCGCCCGGCGCGGUGGCCGCCGCGUCCUUCUUGACGGUGCCGCCGAGGUAUUAUCGGGUUGGGGCUGCUGGGGUUUCCAACUCCAAGCUAGUGCCUCUCAAUGUCCGCAUUGACAAGAUUUAA
Aegilops tauschii subsp. strangulata is the source of this 732-nucleotide messenger RNA. RefSeq names its product E3 ubiquitin-protein ligase SINA-like 10. NCBI's taxonomy places the organism in Eukaryota, Viridiplantae, Streptophyta, Magnoliopsida, Poales, Poaceae. The record is from RefSeq and is a predicted model, not a curated record. Gene Ontology annotation, molecular function: zinc ion binding.